AUGCCAAUAAAACCACAAUCAGGUUAUGGCACCAUCCCCACCACCAUCAGCACAACCACGACAACCACCACACAACCCCCACAAUCACCAACAAUCCUCACCUUCAUCUCACGUGCCAACACCACAACUCAAACCAUCAUAGCCAAGCGCCGUCCAUGGCUAGAACUUUUGAAGUUCUCAUCUUUCGUUCGCCCUUACACUUAUAAUGAAGCCAUUUCUCGCAUCAAAUACAACCUCAAUUACUUUCGCGUGAAUUAUGCAAUGAUAUUUCUUGCAAUCUUGUUUUUAAGUCUUUUGUGGCAUCCAAUUUCUAUGAUUGUGUUUAUUGGGAUAUUUGUCGCGUGGUUGUUUCUUUAUUUCGAGCGUGAUGGUCCGGUCGUGUUGUUUAAUAGGAGUUUUGAUGAUAGAGUUGUUUUGUGUGUUCUUGGAUUUGUUACUAUAUUGGCAUUGGCGCUUACUGAUGUGGGUUUGAAUGUUUUGAUUUCUUUGAUUAUUGGGGUGGUGAUUGUCGGAGUUCAUGGCGCGUUUAGGGGCACGGAGGAUUUGUUUCUUGAUGAGGAAAGUGCUGUUGAAGGUGGGUUGAUUUCUGUUGUUGGGAGUCAGCCUUUGCGACCCACAACGGGUUAUACUCGGAUUUGA
Dovyalis caffra is the source of this 639-nucleotide messenger RNA. The record is from the annotation of a GenBank genome assembly. NCBI's taxonomy places the organism in Eukaryota, Viridiplantae, Streptophyta, Magnoliopsida, Malpighiales, Salicaceae.